AUGAAGGGAUUAAUACUAUUGAUAAUACUUGUAUUGUUAUCAUUACACUUAAGUGUGUCUGUGAUAGCAACAACAACUACAACUACAACAACAGAGGAAGAUGUGUUGGUGGAGACAAGUACCAUCAAUACAUUGACGAACAAGAAUGAUAUAGAUAAUGUUAUACAAAACAAAGAUAACGUGAAAGAUAAUGAUGUAAAUGGUGUCAAGGAGAAGGACAAAGAGAAAGAGAAGGAGUUGGAUAAACAGCAACAUCAACAACAACAACAUAGAGUACAUGAUGAGACUGAAGUAGUAACAACAUCAGACACAGAGAGUGAUAAUGAUAAUGAUGAUCACGGUGAAUUUAUACACAUAGAUGUCAAGGAUGUCAAGGAUGCUGAUAAACAUGAACAUGUAGUACUUGAGGGAGAGCAUCAACAUCAACACACAAAGACAAGUACAGUCCAACCACAGCCACAGCCACAUGUUGACAAUCAAUCAGAUAACAUUGGUGAUAAACAAGACAACAACAACAACAACAACAACAUCACUCAAGUAGAUAAGGAGCCAGCACUGGGGAGCAAUCAUUCUCACAAUGAAUCUGACGAUAUUCCAGUGGUAGACAAGACUGCACAAACAACAGAGACACCAAUUGUUCAACUUCCAAGCAACAACAACAGCGACAACAGCAAUGAGGAGGCAUCUGGCGAGCAACAACAACAACAAUGUACAAAUGACACAAACAAAGAUGAUCAAACAUGUCAAGUGAGUCCUGGUGCACCAGGUGAAGAAUCAAAUGAAACCAAUGAGCUUCAUGAUAUUGGAUUGAUACCACCAAUAAUGGAAUCUACAUCGAGUUCAACUUCAGCAGUCAUCGAUGUUGUCAGCACUGGUCCCACGAACAUCAAUGGCAGUUCUAACACCACUCAUGACCAACACAACUCGUCGACCCAACACCAGACAGAAGAUAGACAACCCGUUGUUGUUGAUAUUGAUCCUCAAGUGAUCACCGACAAAGACAAGGACAAGCCAGUGGAGAAGGAAAAGGAGAUUGUAGUCGAGGUACCUCAUGAGACAAAGUUGGCACAUGUAUUGGAGACUUUACACAAAGAUGCUGAUCAAGUCCUCACACAGAGGGAGAAGGAAAGGGAGAUGCAACAACUAUUGGACAUCAAGAGAGAGAAGGAGCUCAUCGAUAAGGGCAAUGAUCAAAAGUUGGAACCACUUAACAAGUUCACGGAAAAGGUGAUACUAUCAUUGGCAGACAGUGAAGCUGCAUCUUUAGCAGCGAACAACAUCAACAAUACUGCCACCAACGUCACUGGAGGCAUGUCCAACAACAACAACAACAACAUGACAGUGACCAUACUCACACCAAAAGACCUACCCGACAAGUUUAACUAUGCCAGUGCCGAGUGUGGCGCCACAGUGCUUGCGACGAAUGCCGAGGCCAAGGAGGUGAGCAGCAUUCUACACUCAUCCAAAGAUCGCUACAUGUUGAAUGAGUGCAGCACCAACCAAUGGUUCGUGAUUGAGCUGUGCGAGGAGAUUGGCAUCCAGAUCAUCGAGAUGGCCAACUACGAGUUCUUCUCAUCGAUGUUUAAAGACUUUGUCGUUAUGGGCAUACACAAGUAUCCGAGCAGCACAUGGCACUACCUUGGCAACUUCACCGCAGAGAAUGUUCGCAAGCCACAAUUCUUUGUACUCAAAGAGAAGUCAUGGUACAAAUAUCUCAAAGUCAAGAUCUUAACUCAUUAUGGUGAUCAGAUGUAUUGUCCAUUGUCAGACAUCAAGGUAUAUGGAUCGACAAUGAUUGAUGAUCUAAAGAAUCAGGUGGCUACAAGUUCCAAAGAGGUAGAGAAUAUUGUUAACAAGAUGAGCAAUAAUAUAUCAUUUGGAUCAUUGAACAAAGCAAAGACAAAGAAGGAUAAUACUACAACAAUAUCAUGGGAGUCACUCAAACAGGUAUCAUUGAAUCUUACAUCAAUCCCAACAAGGGAUUCACCAUUCUCUUCUUCUUCAUUAUCUUCAACAACAUCUUCAACAACAUCUUCAACAACAUCUACAACAACACAAGACAAUCAAUCACAAGAAGAACCAAAUGUUGAGGAACAAACAAUACAACACGAAUCAGCUACAAGUCCACAGAGUAUAUUCAAGACAUUGGCCAACAGAGUUAAAUCAUUGGAGAUCAAUCAAUCGAUUUCAAACAAGUACUUGGAGAAAUUGGAAGAGUACUACUCAGAGUUGGUCAGGUCAAUGACGGAGGACCUCGUCAAGAUGCAGAUUGGAUUCGAGGGCAUUGCAGAGUUGGGAUCGGAUCUCGAGAGAAGGGUCACACAGGAGAGACUGUUGAUGGAGAAGAAGGUCACGCAGGACUUUGCCAAGGAGCUAAGCAGCAUGAAGGAGAAGAUCAACAAGUUGGAACAGAAGCACGAGGAGGACAAGAACUAUUAUAUCUCAUUGUUGAUGGCAUCAUUCCUACUAUCAAUCAUUCUUUCAUAUUUGAUGGUAAUCAAGGAUAGUCAUGGUCUGUCAUCUUCAUCCAGUGGUGGAGAUUCAUCAUUGGUGGAUGGACAUAUGAUGAUCAAGCAACAACAACAACAACAUUUGAAAAGAAGGAAUUCUCAUCCAAUAUUGAAUGAGCUUGGUAAUAAUACUGCUACCAACACAUCAUCAUCCACUGGUAGCAGCACAUUCCAACAACAACAGAACAUUAAUAUUUAUAACAUCCUCAAUGAUAGCAAUGAGUUUGGAUACAAUGGUAACAAACAGAACAAGGUACCAGACAGUGCAUUGACACAAUCUCCACCCAUCGUUGUCAACGAAGUGUACAAGACUCAAAAGAAAAAGAAGAAGAAGCAACUAUGA
Molecule: messenger RNA, 2853 nt
Organism: Acytostelium subglobosum LB1
Lineage: Eukaryota; Evosea; Eumycetozoa; Acytosteliales; Acytosteliaceae
Exons: 3
Coding region: 1-2853 (950 amino acids)
Biological process (GO): protein folding in endoplasmic reticulum
Cellular component (GO): cytoplasm; membrane
Source: RefSeq, a predicted model, not a curated record